Molecule: messenger RNA, 3307 nt
Organism: Scomber scombrus (Atlantic mackerel)
Lineage: Eukaryota; Metazoa; Chordata; Actinopteri; Scombriformes; Scombridae
Product: toll-like receptor 13
Exons: 3
Coding region: 10-2883 (957 amino acids)
Biological process (GO): toll-like receptor signaling pathway; inflammatory response; immune response
Cellular component (GO): membrane
Molecular function (GO): transmembrane signaling receptor activity; protein binding
Source: RefSeq, a predicted model, not a curated record
GGUGUCCAAAUGGCUCUCGGAGUGAAAGAGGAUAAUCCAGUGCUAAAAGGCGGAUCCAAGUGGUCUAAUUUAAGCAUUAUUUUCCUCUUUCUGAGUAUUAGCUGUUUUGUGGUUCCAGCCACAGGAUUUGCACUGAAAUAUUGCCGAAUUAGUUACAAUAAUGCCAUUUGUUCCAACGUGAAACUCCACGCUGUCCCUCAAGAUAUUCCAUCAACAGUGACAGGUUUUGACUUGUCUGGAAACAAAAUUUCAAAAAUAGAAGUUUCAGAUUUCAAAAAUCUGCCAAUUUUGACAGUGUUAGACCUCGGAGGAAACAACAUAUCACAAAUAGAUAAAGGUGCCUUUGCCAAUCUGAUCUCUCUCAAUAAGUUAAAUCUAAAUGGUAAUAAACUUACUAAACUGGAAGAUGGUACUUUUGAUGGUUUGAGCAAUCUAACAGAGCUAAGAAUAAAAAGUAAUAAAAUCACAGCUGUGGCAUCAAGCUCCUUUAAGCCCUUGACAAACUUGAAAACAUUGGACAUUUCCUUCAAUGUACUGAAAGACAUAACAAUAGUUAGUUCUAUAUUCCAGCACCUCCCACGACUACAAGAAUUAAUUAUUAAAAAAAGCUAUAUAACCAUUUUUCAGUCAUGGGAGCUGACAAAUACUUCAGUCGCCCUUGCUUCCCUUGAUUUGUCUCAGAAUCCAAUUAGAGUCUUUAGGUUUACUGCAGAUGUUUUUCCUAAUCUCACCCGGUUAAACCUCGGCGACUCUCCUAGAAAGAAAAAUAUAACAUGGGAGGUGAGAAACAAGACUUUUCUUAGAGUGGCCACUCUUGAUAUUAGUGAGCUUUGUUUGCCUUUGAAUGACACAAAAACAUUACUUGAGAGCUUCGACACCUCACUGACAACUUUGAGAAUGAAUAAAAUUAAACGUAACGUUACAGCACUAAUCAACGUUUCCUGUACUAUCCCAACACUGACCACACUCAAACUCCAAAAUAACAAUCUCAAUUCUUCAGAUUUGUUUCAGGCGUGCAUUAAUUUAACUGAGAUAGACUUAGCAGAGAAUCAGAUAAAAAAUGUCUCUGAUAAAUCCUUCAGAACUCUUCGAGGUCUGAUGAUCUUGAGUCUGAGAAAGAACAAGCUUUCGGCUGUUCCAUCUGUCAUAAGGACGAUACCAACUCUUGUAGAGCUGGAUCUCAGCAGUAACUUAAUCAGCGCACUUGAUUGUCAUGAUUUUGCCAAUAUGACAAGACUCAAGGAGCUCAGCCUUAAAAAUAACACAAUCACAGAACUAAAAGAGUGUCUUUUCAAGGAUUUAAUACGCUUGCAGGUCUUAAGGCUACAGACAAAUAAAAUUACUAAAUUAAACAGUGCUUUCAGUAAACACUUACCAUAUCUGGAACGAUUGCAUUUGAAUGGAAAUCAACUUGAUUGCAUCAAAGAAGGGUACUUUAAGGGCUUGCAGGGCCUCAAGAAUUUGUCAUUAUAUGAAAAUAAAAUAACAAGGCUUGGAAAAAAUUCUUUUAUUGGAAUGAAAAAUCUUACUGAUAUGCUACUACAAUAUAAUAAAAUUACAGACAAAGGCAUACACAAAAGUAGUUUCAAAGACCUGAUCAAUUUAAGGACAUUAGAUUUGAGGGAAAAUCUAAUUUUUUAUGGAGCUAGCUCAGCUUUGCGCGAUCCCCCAUUUUCUCUGCUGUCUCGUCUGGAGUCAUUGUCUCUUCUUUCACAACACCACAGGAAAAAGUCUCCAGGGCUGCCUUGCAAUAUCUUAGAAGGUUUGACCAAUCUAUUGUAUUUCAAUAUCAGGAACACUGAACUUUUAUCCUUGCGUGUAGGCAUGUUUAAUUACACGCCUCAACUGCAACACCUUGACAUUAGUUCAAAUGACCUUUCAGAUGUCUCUCCUGAUUUAUUUGCCCCAAUUCAAAACCUUACAACCCUGUACAUAUCAAGAACAAAUCUUCUGUCUCUAGAUUUCCUUCUAAAAGCCAACCUUAGCAAGCUACAGUACAUGCAGGCAAGAAAGAAUCAAUUCUCAGUUAUCCGUGAAGAUGUCAUAAAUUCCCUACCAGCUCUUGAAUAUGUGGAUCUCCAAGGUAACAGUUUCACCUGUGACUGCGACAAUGCAUUGUUCGUCCAGUGGGUGGAAAACAACAACCAAACACAAGUUUUUGACGCUUACAACUUUGUGUGCAACUAUCCUCCAAACGUUAAAGGUAUGAAACUCUUAGACCUUGAUAUGCGAUCCUGCACAGUGGACACUGGCUUCAUCUGCUUUGUAUCCACCACGUGUACAAUCCUCCUGUUUAUGUUGACAUCCUUCAUCUACCAUUUCCUGAGAUGGCAGAUGGUUUAUGCCUACUACCUCUUCUUGGCUUUGCUCUUGGACAAAAAGAACAAAAAAUCUCAAAAUCAGUAUGACGCUUUCAUCUCUUACAACACCCAUGAUGAGCCCUGGGUCGUCAGAGAGAUGUUGCCAAAACUGGAGGGAGAACAGGGCUGGAAACUGUGUCUGCACCAUCGAGACUUCCAACCAGGGAGGUCCAUUAUAGACAACAUCACAGACGCCAUCUAUGGAAGCAGAAAGACCAUCUGUGUGGUCAGUCGCAAAUACCUCGAGAGUGAGUGGUGCUCCAGAGAGAUCCAGGCGGCCAGCUUCCGUUUAUUCGAAGAGCAGAAGGACGUGCUGAUAAUGGUGUUCUUGGAGGAGAUUCCCAUGUCUCAUCUAGCUCCUUACUACCGCAUGAGGAAACUGCUGAAGAGGCGUACCUACCUGAGCUGGCCCAAAGCCAGGGACCACGCCGAACUGUUCUGGGAGAAAGUACGCCAGGCUCUUGAGACCAAUGAAGAUCCUAAUGACGACAGGUUCCUUCUCAGAGUGGUGGACAAGCCGUGAUGUAAAGGGAUGAUGUGUACAGUCAGGAGAGUUCUUUGCUUAGAUUUGUUUUAAUUGUUUGUUAAUGCAUAUGUAGAUAUUUAAUACUAUGAGGCCUUCAUUCCAAAUGCUGAACAGAUUUUGACAGUUGUGAUUUUGAGAACACACUUUCUGGCUUGUGCUUUGUCACUGGGCAAAUGAAAUGGAAACUUAGGUGCAGCGAGUUGAACAGUUUACAUACAAGCAAACUGGAAGACCGAGUUAUGAGCAAUCAGGAACAUUUCACAAGCCAAGUGAUCACGUGAGCUCUGCCUUGUACUUCGUUUGUCUCAUUAAUCUUACAAACAAAUAGAUAAUAAAGAAUGACAUAAUUAGAGGAUCAUGGAAAAACAUAAGGUACAAACAAUGCUGUGUAUGGAACUGACAACAAAUCACUGUCAUUACA